UUGUUUUCGAUGAUUUUAUUAUGGUCAUCAAUAUUAGUGACAAGAAAUAUACUGGACUGACUUCUACCAUCAGUUGUCUGACUGCAGGUAUCGUCAUGUCAAAGCGAAAACAUGUCGUUUCUACCAUGAUUUUGGCACCUCUAACUGAAGUGAAGAAAGCUCCGCUGAAGGAUCUGCCGCCUUAUAUCGGACCUUACAAUGAUCGAUACAUAUGUAAGAUAUGUGACGCAGUGCUGCAUUCGGAAAAGAUGCUGGUGGAACACAUUUUUGGUAGGAAACACUUAGCCUGUUUGAAGAAAGUUGAAGAGGACCGAGAGAACCAGGAAUGUUCCGUGAUAACAGGCAGAUUGCCAUACUUGGUACCAGGUACACCCCAGAAGAACUUGCCACGCCACAUCAUUCCUUUCAAAGGGCAAUAUAAAUGCAUGAUAUGUGAGCUCGGGGGGCCACUGAGUUCCAUGAUAGAUGUGAAGGAUCAUGCAGGUGGCAGACGUCAUUCUUCAUCUUUGAGGGCAGUGGAUGAGUCAAGGAAACACAAGUCAACUGGGUAUGCUGGACCUGUAAAGCUAGCAGUUGACCAAAACAUUGCCUACAAUAAGCCACGAGAGGUCCAGGCCAUAGCAGUUACUAACAGUGGUGAAGAACACAAUGUUACGGUAACGUCACGCACAUUUAAAAAGUCUGGUGAAGAAGAUGCCACUGUUGGGAAACACCCACCUCCAAAGUCAAAGUUACCAUCGAGAAUCAAACCUUUCGGAACUAAAUACAAAUGCAAUGCUUGUAACUUGGUGCUGGAUUCUCUUCGGAUGGUUGAACAACACGCGGAGGGGAAGCGACAUUUCAGGUCCAUGAUCAUAAGUAGACUGAGGAAUAACAGGUCUUGGUUGAUAAAAGACAAGCAUGGUGUUGAAGUCAGGUGUGCCUCAGAGGAGCAGCAGAAAAAGAAAGGGGUCACUGAACUGACCUUAAACAUCCAGGACAUGGAGGUCAUAGAAAGUCUUAAUGAGCAAGUCACCAUUGUAAACAAAGGAAAGAAUGUGGUGUAUCUUCACAACGUGGCAUACCUAAGAGACAGGCCGUUUUAUAAACUAAAGAAACCCGAAGGCCUUGUUUCUCAAUGUCCUCUGGAGGUGGCGCCAGGUCAGGUAGUAAGCCUUAAUGUGAUAGUUGCAGCCAAAAAAAUUGGACGCUACCACACAAUACUAAUACUGCGUUUAAAAAGAAGGGCCGUCCGUGAAGACAUAUUUAUCAUCAGGGAAAUCCAAACAAGAGUUGUGAAUACAUUGGUUUUGGAUAGUGACCCUACGGCACCUUAUAUACCUCCGCCUCGGAUCAGCGUUUUGCCACAAAUGGAGGUUAUCGAUGGUGAGAGGCCUAAAACUCAUAGGAGUGAGCAAUUAGAGAGAGAGCUAGAAUUGAAGAAGUACUUUGUUCCCAAAUUUACACGAGCAGCUGUGAAUAGUGGGAUGCCAAUGUCACACAAGGACGGAAGCAUUGAUGCAGAACUUAAUCGUAUAAGGAUGUUGAUGGAUGAUGAGAAGCCUUCAAGUAAACGGAUUAAGGAAUACCAUUCCCGCAUGUCUGCCCUGCUUCAUCUUGAAGAGCUCCAGAUGGAGGUGGAUAUCAGGGUAUAUGAUUUGAAGAAUGUUCAAAUGACAAGGGACGGCAAGCUUCUUGAACUACAGGUUCCUGGCCUAGCUGAAAAUCGGCCGUCAGUUUUGCGGGGAGACCACAUCUUUGUUGAGAUCAUACAAUCUAGCGGAAAGCCAGAGGAUAUAGAGUACAAAGGAUAUGUACAUCAAGUUAAAUUGGACAGUGUUUUGCUAGGAUUCAGUAACAAGUUGUUAGCCAAAUUCAUUGUCGGGAUGAAAUUCAACGUACGCUUUACCUUCAACCGGCUACCGCUGAUGUUGCAGCAUCGGGCAACAGAACUAGCAGGAGAACAUUUUAUGGAAAAGUUGUUAUUUCCUCAGCCAGACACCAUCUGCACCUGGCGUAACAGCGUAGCCCCAAAAGAGGCUAUAAAAAAGUUCUUUGACAGGAGCAUUGAAGCAAAUACUGAGCAAGCGACUGCUGUGCGACACAUUGUGGCAGGUUCAUCGCGCCCAGCACCGUAUCUGAUCUUCGGUCCCCCGGGAACGGGCAAGACAGUAACUGUGGUUGAGUCGAUCAAACAGGUCCUAGAGUGCAUUCCUGGAGCUCAUGUUCUUGCCUGUGCACCUUCUAACAGUGCCGCUGACUUGAUCACGCAAAGAGUUGCCAAACAUGUCCAAAAGAGUAAAAUAUUUCGGAUAUAUGCAGCCUCCAGGAACUGGUCAGAUGUUCCAGAGGAUAUAAGAGACAUAUCGAAUUAUGAUAAGAAUGAGGGCGAUUAUUUUUACCCAUCAAAAGAAGACAUAUGCAAGAAGAGAGUUGUUGUGGUAACCAUGGUAACUGCUGGAAGACUAGUCUCUGCCAAUUUCCCGCCGAACCAUUUCACGCAUGUCUUCAUUGAUGAAGCGGGUCAUGCGUUUGAGUCGGAGGCUAUGAUAGCGGUUGCUGGCAUCCUGGACAGCAUAGAUGGCGGACAGCUUGUGUUGGCGGGUGAUCCCAAACAACUUGGACCUAUCGUUCGAUCACCUCACGCGAAAGAAUUUGAAUUAGAUAUCUCCCUCCUUGAAAGGCUGAUGAAAACUGAACCAUUCCAGCGAAGUCCUUUUGAACUUGAUAACAGCCACUACAAUGCCCGUGUACUUACGAAGUUGCUCGAUAAUUAUCGGUCACAUCCAGUGAUCAUCGAUACCUCGAACAAGCUCUUCUACGAUGGUGAACUGCGGGUCUGCGCUGAUGAAAUGGCACGUGAGGCAUUUUGUCGAUGGGAGGAGCUACCGAAAAAGAAUUUCCCGAUUAUAUUUCAUGGUGUUGUCGGUAAAGAAGUGCGGGAAGGCCAUAGCCCGUCGUGGUUCAAUCCGGAGGAGGUUGCCCAUGUGUACAAAUAUGUCGAGAAGCUGAUGACAGCAAGAGGUACCCAGAAGUUGCAGCAGACAGACGUUGGCAUUAUUGCGCCAUACCGACAACAGGUGGUCAAAAUAAAGCAGGUACUGCGGAAGAAGAACUAUAAUAAGAUCAAGGUCGGGUCAGUGGAAGAAUUCCAGGGCCAGGAGAGGAAGGUCAUCAUCAUAUCAACUGUAAGAAGCAGUCCAGAGUACCUGGAAAAAGACGAUGAGUUCAAACUUGGAUUCCUUGCUAAUGCAAAGAAAUUCAAUGUGGCAACAACACGUGCCAAAGCCCUCAUGAUAGUUAUUGGAAACCCAAAUCUUCUACAGCGCGACCCUGCAGACUGUUGGAACAAGUUUCUUGAUUUCUGUCUUGACAACGACUGCUACGUAGGCAUCAAGUUUGUGCCCCUGGAGAAGGAUCAAGAACAAGUUGGCAAGCGGGCGACAGAAUUAAAUUUUGGGGAUUUCAUGAAGAAUUUACCAGACGAAAAACCUGACCCAAUGGCUGCCUCGAUUGUACAGACUGAGCUCCAUCCGAGCUGGAGAGGGGAGGACCAGACAUAGAAAAUUGAUGAGGAAAUCGGCCUACAUCAGCCUACAUCACUGGGGGCACCCAUCUAUCUCUGACAAGGCUAUUAUUGAAAAGUUUUAAAAUGGAUGUUAGCUUAGGAAAUCGACCAGUAUAUUUCGAACUUGUUACAGCAUACUUCAAGGGACCAUGAGAGUUGGUAGGCCUACCAGUCUCUCUUCUGGUGUCUGCUUGCUUGAAGUUUAUCAGUCUCUUCUCUGCUCCCUAUACCCAUGUACGUAUCAUUUAUUCAUCUAUUAAAAUUUUAUGACGGAAACUUCUGAGGAACGGUUAAUUAUUUUGUACAGAGGAAUUUUGUAGUGGUGAUGGAGUCUUAUGGGUUUUGCCUCAAACAAAAACCGCUAUGAUGUAACCACCCAGGCACCACUUAGUGAAUAGCGGUCAAGCCUGAUCUUUUGUAUUAACUGCUGUAGAUAGUAAAUUUGUUGAAGAAGUGAGUAUGCUAAAAAAAAUAUAUAGCCGUUUAACCCUUAUUCUAUGAAACAUCUGAUUGCGCCCAGCUGUAUUAGAUCAUUAUAUCCCUGAAGCAGUCCUGAAAUUUUCAGGCAAAGCAUUUUGAAAGAUUUUGUACUGCACCACAUGAUUUGUGGACAACUUAGGAUUAAUGAGCAUAAUCUACUCAAGGUAGAUGUAGGCGAGAUUAGGCAGCUGUAUGAGGUCCAAACUAAUGACACUGUGAAAAUACUUAAUCAUGAGGGACAGAAGAGGCUAAAGUAUAUUUUUGAGUGAAAAUGAAAUGAUAGCUGUGAUUACCUGGCUGGCCUGUUCAUAAUCGAAAUAUAGUGUAAUCUUUGUAUCCUAUUGUAAUCUUUGUACCCACUACGAAAAUACUUAAAGAGAUUUUAACGGUGAGGGACAGAAGAGGCUAAAGUAUAUUUUUGAGCGAAAAUGAAAUGAUAGCUGUGAUUACCUGGCCGGCCUGUUCAUAAUCGAAAUAUAGUGUAAUCUUUGUACCCUAUGGUACUUUUCACAUGGCACCAACAUGUAUAUAUGCAGGCGUAGAAAGAUUACAAAGAUUACAAUAGGGUACAAAGAUUACACUAUAUUUCGAUUAUGAACAGGCCAGCCAGGUAAUCACAGCUAUCAUUUCAUUUUCACUCAAAAAUAUACUGUAUAUCCUCUUCUGUCCCUCAUAAUUAAGUAUUUUCGCAGUGUCAUUAGUUUGGACCUCAUACAGCUGCCUAAUCUCGCCUAUCUGAAAUGAUAGCUGUGAUUACCUGGCUGGCCUGUUCAUAAUCAAAAUAUAGUGUAAUCUUUGUAACCUAUUGUAAUCUUUGUACCCACUGCGAAAAUACUUAAAGAGAUUUUAAUGAUGUGGGACAGAAGAGUAUACAGUAUAUUUUUGAGCGAAAAUGAAAUGAUAGAUGUGAUUACCUGGCUGGCCUGUUUGUAAUCGAACUAUAGUGUAAUCUUUGUACCCUAUGGUACUUUUCACAUGGCACCAACAUGUAUAUACGCAUGAUUCACGAAACUGCACCCGUUGUUCAAUUGAACUCUAUGUGUUCUAAUAAAUAAAUAAUGUUAAAUCAGUCUGUUUGUAGCAUACCUAUUAUGCAUUGGUGCUGCACUUUGAUCUUAAGACAAUGGUUGGUGUGCAUAAAAAAGAAGUAAAUACUGCUAGUAGAAGCAAAUGUAUUUACUAGUAGUUACUAGUAAAAGUAUAAGUAAAAGCAAGUAUGCAUUCAGAGAUGAUGUGUACAAAACCAGUAAACAUGGUAAAUACUUUGGACUUGAAAUCUGUGGCCUCAUUUCAUUCCCCGAAAUAGCAGUUACAUGCAAAUGCCGUUUUCUUCGUGAAAUCAGAAUUUGAUUGGACGGGAUGUUGGUACUUGGACAUGAUACUUCUUUCUCUUCUUUGAAUCAUUCAUUAAUGAUUUAAAGGAAUAUUAUGUGUGUUGUGCUUUGCUUCCAAGGUUGGUCUGGAGCUACCUUGGGAUUUUAAAGCAUUUACUACAAAAUAUGUAGUUUUUGCUUCAUUUUAAAGUAAAUACUAGACUAGUAAAUACUUGGUGAUCUGCCAAAAGUAAAUAUUUUUAAGUAAAUGGUUUACUUUAACUUUUUGCAUACUGAUGGCAGUAAAUACUUCAGAUUUCAAGUAAAAACUAUUUACCUGUUGUUAUGCAUUAACCCAAUGUACCUCAAAGGGCUACAUUGGUCAAAUCAGAAAGUAUUCUUGAUAUAAAAAUCUCUAACAGCUAAAGGGUUAAUUAACUUAACGCAAAAAUUAUGCAACGUCCUACGUGCAAGGUUGUCUGUAGGUUGCAUAACUUGCAUAUACGAAUAUAGGGAUGUCAAUUGUGAUUCAGAGUUUUUUGGUGUGUAUAUUUACUGCAAUAAAAUGCUUCUU
This is a messenger RNA of Lineus longissimus, 5914 nucleotides long. RefSeq names its product putative helicase MOV-10. The record is from RefSeq and is a predicted model, not a curated record. Gene Ontology annotation, molecular function: RNA binding; 5'-3' RNA helicase activity; zinc ion binding. Gene Ontology annotation, biological process: regulatory ncRNA-mediated post-transcriptional gene silencing. The transcript has 19 exons. Lineage: Eukaryota; Metazoa; Nemertea; Pilidiophora; Heteronemertea; Lineidae. Bases 21 to 3542 code for a protein of 1173 amino acids. Gene Ontology annotation, cellular component: P granule; cytosol.